Messenger RNA from Pseudo-nitzschia multistriata, 2364 nucleotides. Lineage: Eukaryota; Bacillariophyta; Bacillariophyceae; Bacillariales; Bacillariaceae. The record is from the annotation of a GenBank genome assembly.
CAAACUGCUGGGAAGGCGAGCAUUGACUUCCAGUUUUUGCUCUUCGCUCGCUGAUCCAGGUCUAGUUUUCUGCGGCUAGUAGGAGCGCUGCUGGGGGCGUCCGUCAAUCCAUAACGAAUUCCGCGAUCGGAUUGACUGACAUGAUCCGAUAGGCUAAUAGCAGAUUUGUCCUUGUCAAGAUCAAACCUUGCAUUCCUUUGUGAUUGAUACUGUCGUCGCGUCCGUCCGUCUCGCAUCCUCCCCCCAGAUUGGGACGAUGGCUCGGAACUGUCCGUCAAGCUCUUGGAGGAGUUUCCAGUACCAAUGGUAUGGUCGAUAGUCCAGUUAGAAAACCUGUUAUUCCUUUUGCUUCCCGAGUUGCUCUGUCGUCCGCGAUUGUACAGCUCUCCGGACGAAUAUGAUUCCCUCAUGCUCGUGUCCUUUGCAGACUUGUCCAGUUCCGGGGGCUUGACGGUCCAGUUCCUGAUGGAUUUUUUCUUUGAAAUGGAGCCCCGGGAGCCCUCGUCACCACUUCCUUGCAUCGAAGCUUCCGAUUUCGCUCGAUUGCCGAGAUUCCUAGCUUCCAGCUGGUUUUGUAGUAGUAUUCGACGAUUUAUUUCCUCCUUCAAUUGAGUUUCACGGUAUUGUGCCUUCACUCGUUCCGUCUCCAUGUGAAGCAAUUCUCCCGCCAUUGUCUCGAGCAUAAACUGGAUUUGUUGUUGUUGACCCAUCAUCUCGUCCAGAUGCAUUUGCAACAAAUCGAUGCGUUCCUGUGCUUCAUCAAGCUGGGCUGAAGGAGAAUUAUCUUCGAUUCCAUCAAGGGCCCGAAUGGUAUCUUCUGUUGCCGAAACGGCUUCAACCACCACGGCAACAAUCAAGUUGAACACGAUGAAUCCGGCAACCAUGACGAAUGUCAAGAAAAGAAUCCAAGAAUACUGAUAGUAGGUGCCCGGUACAUCCAUGACUGCUCGGCAGAUAUGUCCCCAUUCCAUUGUCAUCAUUUGAAAACAGGUAAACAAGGACAUUUCGAGCGAACCAAAAUAGUCCGUGCCAUCCGCACCUUCAAUGUAAACUUCAGAAAAUAGCUCCGUGAACAGCACUGCAAAGACGUAAAAUAUAAUUACCAACAACAAGAAAAUUGCAGCCAAACGCGGCAUCACGUCUCCCAGCGCCAAGACCAAAUCUCGGAGAGGCUUCACUCGUGUAAUCAACCGAAAGGCUCUGAAGAUACGAAAGGCGCGCAACGCCUGUCCUUUUCCCUGAAAUAUCCAUGACAUCAAUACCACGGAAAAAUCAAAAACUAGCCACUUGUCAAGAAAAAGAGCGGGUCCAUAGUAGUAGAGUUGCAUCGAGACUUCAACGGUAAAAAUGUACAGGAACCACUCGUCGAUGCUUUCAAAAAUCUUUGCGUUUGUGGGGUUGUCUUUGACCCAUUCCAUAGUAGCCAAUCCCAUCAGCAGAGCGUUCACCACGAUUAGAAAGAUAAUUCCCAGCUGAAUGUACUCGUUGUUAAUAAACUUUCCAACCUGUCGUCUGCUCUUUUGAAACUUUUGCAAUAAAGUGACAGCCUUCGACUUUUCUCGGCCCAUGGCAUCGGCGUCCGUUUCAGAUCCACCGUCGAGAUCGCUCUGAUUACUGAAAAAUUCGUUUUGUCCAACGCUCUUAUAGCCUUCCGGUCCUUCUGGAUCAUUCUUUUCCUCCAUUUCCCCGAAGUCGACAGAGAGAGCUGAAAGCCCGGAGUGAUUGAAGGAGUCCGACAUUGGUUCCGUUACUAAAUUAUAGCUUUUCUCUCGUUGCAGGUCAAGUUUUACGUCAAUGUUUUGUUCCUCCAGGUCAUCUGAUGGCAUAGGAGAUCUGGGAGGAGUGUAAUAUCCGGCGAUCGGCUGCUCAGUGAGUUCUUCGUUGUCGUUGAUGUGGAAAAACGGUGUCAAUCCUUUCGGGAAGCCGCGCGGAAUGCCGUUGGGGCCAUCUCCUUGUUGUUUCUUUUCGGCUUCGUCAGCGGAACCACCCUGUUCUCUUCUGCUCACGUUGCUGCGCCUUCUAAGGCCAAAGCCGGAGGUCACGCUGUUGGCAAGGCUCUGGUAGGAGCCACUGACAUAAUUCUUGGAAUCCUCAUGGUUGAACUUCCUGCGAUCUUGCGACGACAUAGUUGAAACGUUAUUGAUGACCAAGCGAAACAAAUUUCAAUAAGAAGUUGAGGUUAUUCUCGUUCUCGAAGCGUCUCGAUUCAGUAGUGUGCGUUUCGAUUCGUCUCGUUGCGUGCCUUGGUGUCGGAUCACAAGUGACUGCUGGUGAAGUGACCUGUGACCUGUUGUCCUUUUGGACCUUUGUUUCCAGGAAGGAAAUGUAUCUACCUGUAAAUGAAAAUCAAUGCUCUCUAGCUGU